Molecule: messenger RNA, 2613 nt
Organism: Rattus rattus (black rat)
Lineage: Eukaryota; Metazoa; Chordata; Mammalia; Rodentia; Muridae
Gene: Fam217b
Product: family with sequence similarity 217 member B
Exons: 5
Coding region: 551-1708 (385 amino acids)
Source: RefSeq, a predicted model, not a curated record
CCGCCCGCGGGCACGUCCCACCAGCUCGCCCGGCAGCCCUGCGCUGCCCCACGGUGCCGGAACCGCGCACCCCGCGACCACCCCGCCCCCACCCUCCCGCCGCAGCGCUCCCUCCCCGCCGCAGCGCAGCCGCCGCCCCCGGGAACCUCGUCACGUGCGUUCAGGCGGCGGAGCAGGUCUGCUGGGUUUCCUUGGUGCGUGUGCCUGCGCGCUGCACCCAUCCAUCCGCGAUGAUGUCUGCAGCAGCCUAGGGCGUGCUGGGUGCCUGCUGCGUGGCCUUCCUUGGGCUGGAGGAGUGGGGUGGUCUCCUCCACCGGGUGGGGGCGGAACAGAUCCCAGCCUGGGUUGGCCUGGCCCCGAGCUGGCCCUGGGACUAUGUUCCGGUGGCUCUUCAGCCUUUCCGAAGAUAAGGGGAAUAAAGAAGUCACCUCCCCAGCUGUCAUCAUCCGGCAGCAGAUUGAGCAAGAAGAUUCUGAGCACUGCAGAGAAGACAACCCAUCAACCCGAAGAUGAUGAGCAGCCCUGUGACCUCUUCAAGACAAGGAAUAGGAUGAGGGACUGUCACCAGAAAAGCAGCAGUAUAAAUGCUGGCUCAUCCUGGAAUCAAGUACAACCUUCAAAGAUAUCUUCGGGGAAAAGGCCGAGUGAACUGCAAGGACCCCGUGUCUCUUCCCAGCCAAGGAGCAGCCUUCUUGGUAUCUCCCAGCCAGCAGCAGAUAAACUUGUGGAAACCAUUCCCAGGGAGGGAAGACAGGAGCAGGCCGAGCUCAGCUCCAGGUAUCAGGCUGCCUCUGGAGGCAGGCUGUUCCUUGACUUCCACUCCAUGGAGAUCAUUAAGGGAGGUGCUGAUGAGGACAGUGCCAGUGACCUGUCAGACUCAGAGAGAGUGGCCAUCCCCCCUUCUCCAUUCACACCUCCAGAUCUCAACCUCCGAGCGGAAGAGAUAGACCCCGUUUCCUUCAGUCUUCACCCAGAGCCGAGCCAGGCAGAGUCUGGACACUCUUACCCUGACUUUCUUCCACCUCCUUUCAAUUCCUGGGACCUCCGGGACAUGGCUGUUGAGUACAGGAGCGAGGCCCUGCCUCGGGCCACGGGACUCCUUGGGAAGUACAUAGACAGACUUCUUCAACUAGAAUGGCUGCAGGUCCAGACUGUGCAGGGUGAGAAGGCCCGAGCUGCUAAGGCCAAGCUCCCUGGUGCUGCUGGGGGGCUGAAAAGCCCUGGACGGGGUAAGCUCCUUACCAGUUCUCUGUCUAAGCCCUUACCAUCCCCGGAAGGGAUUUCAAAGCCAGGCCCUUCUCGGAAGAAAGGUUUUCGCCAUGAAGAAGCCCACCCAUCAUACUAUGCAUUUGAGACUUUGCCUAACUCUGGGGAUGGUCCUGGCCGACCCAGGCUGUGUUCCCAGAAGCAAGCUCCGGAACUGAGGAUGGAGAAGAAGAAGAAAUCAAGCAAGGGCCCCAAGCCUCAGGUCCGUGCUCCACCCUAUGUGGAGGGCAACCCCGCCAUGGAAGCCAAUGGUAACAUCCGAAUUCCCAAGCAAUCUCCCGUGCUUCUGGACCGGGUGGGUUCCUACAGGGCCUCCAGGACACAGGCGCACGUGGACCUGAAGAAAAAGGGGAGCGCGAAUAACUGUGGUUGCGCCCCUUCAUCCGGUGAGAAAAAACUCAAAACAAAUGGAGCCAAGCAAAGCACAUAUAAGUUAAAGUGACCCCUGAGGUAAAGAAUUGUAAAGGCCUGCAGAUGCCUACAAAGAUGGGGGGGAGGGGCUCUCCCCAAAGCAGUGGCGGAGCUAGAACCCAUUCCUGAUAACUAACUCAAGCAGGCACUCAGUUACCCCAGCCCGCCUCAUCAGUUACUUUCUCAAUAAGGCUUAGUAAGCUCUUCUUUAUACACACAGUCAUAAGCACCCGAGGGAGCGCCCUGUAGGUAAAAAUUAACCUGUGUGCCUGGGACACAGAGGAUUGAAGCAGCCAGGCCAGGCAGUCGGCAUAGACCUGGCCCCAGUGUCCCUGUCUAUGUAGUGCAGGGGAAACUGUGUGCUGCUUUAAGGGAGAAACCCUAGCGUGUGUGAAGAAAGGCCCUGCUGGCUCACUGCCUGUCGCUUUUGCAUAAACCCUCAAGCAGAGUUUCUGUCCAGUCCUUCCCUGCUCUGUUGCCCCAUCCCCCAGCCUCAGUUCCACUGCAGUUAGGGAGCUCGCAUUUCUAUUUUGAGGGUCAUUUAUCUGAAGCGGUUCAUUGCCAGAGGCAAAGGCAUCCGGAUCACCCAUCUGAUGCAUUUUAAAAGGCAUUUUAAGUCCCGGGGUAGUGUUCUAGCCCAUUCCUGGGUUCUCUUAACUGAAGUUUGUGGAUUUUUCCAGAGCAGAGGCGACGGGCCCAACCAUUGUUGCUGCUAUCUGAUGAGGCAAAAGGAAAAAAAAAGGGGGAAGAAAAAGAAAAAAGAAUGCCUGGGCACACUAGACUUUUGGGUAGCCAUGAGCAAUCUGUAGGAUUACUCAAAAUGUAAGUCGUUAAAUUGCUGACUAGGGACCAUAUCCUGUUGUUCUGGGUCAAAACUAAGGCUCUAUUUCCGUUUGUAAGAGAGCAGGGUUUUCUAAUUAUGCCUGGGGCCAGCGA